Molecule: messenger RNA, 7235 nt
Organism: Betta splendens (Siamese fighting fish)
Lineage: Eukaryota; Metazoa; Chordata; Actinopteri; Anabantiformes; Osphronemidae
Gene: frs3
Product: fibroblast growth factor receptor substrate 3
Exons: 7
Coding region: 428-2287 (619 amino acids)
Biological process (GO): cell surface receptor protein tyrosine kinase signaling pathway
Cellular component (GO): cytoplasm
Source: RefSeq, a predicted model, not a curated record
GCCUCCUCGCAGCCUCGUUGUCUGGCUGUGAACUCUCACCCCAGCUGCUUGGGAAAUGUCAUACAGGCAGAGGCCCGUGCUGCAGUAGGGGGGCGUAAUAGGAGGAAAAAAUAACAACAUUUCCACUGCUCUCGCCGCAUCUUCCAUUCGCAUCUCUGUCGUGCAAGCGCCACAUCCCGCUACCAGCGACAGCAGCGGCGGCCGCCAGCGACCGAUCGCAGUCUGAAUGACUAUUCUGCAUCAGAGCUAAUAUUAAAAAAAAAAUCCGUGCCAGACAUGGGAGAGAACACUGUGCUUCUUGAGAAGACGUCAGCCCAUCAAAACCAGUGGCUUGUAACGCCGAUGCCCAGUAGAAGAUGCUGGGAUUGAGCCGCGGGUCCCUUCACACUGAUGGCCUGGACUGAGUUUCAGCUGGCCUGCUGAAGCUAUGGGGAGCUGUUGGAGCUGUCUGUACAGAGACCCCAUCCGAGACAACCACCUCACCAAAUUCAAGGUCACCAAUGUGGACGACGAGGGCAACGAGCUCGGCUCCGGCGUCAUGGAGCUCACGCAGACGGAGCUCAUCCUUCACACGCGGAAGCGGGACGCCAUCCGGUGGCCGUACCUCUGCCUGCGGCGCUACGGCUACGACUCCAACCUGUUCUCCUUCGAGAGCGGCCGCCGCUGUCAGACCGGGCAGGGGAUCUUCGCGUUCAAGUGUUCGCGGGCGGAGGAGAUCUUCAACCUGCUUCAAGAGCUGAUGCAAUGCAACAGCAUCAACGUGGUGGAGGAGUCGAUGAUGAUGAGUCGCAGCGGUCACACGCCAGAGAUGGACAUGUCUCGCACGCCACAGACUCCCAACACUCCAGCAUUCCCGGUCCAGGCUUUUCCCAACGGAUACCCUGGUUAUCCAAUCAGAGGCGAUGCCUCCCAGCCCCCUCUCGCUGAUGAGCAUGGACAUAGCCUCAUGGGUUUAGAAGACCAGACCCACACCUAUGUAAAUACUGUUAGUAUGGAGGGGGACCUCUCUAUGCGUCACUGUGUGCACUCCCUCCCCGAGGUGCGACCCAGCGCCUUCCCUGAAACAACUCGUGGAGCCAUGCCUGUCGGGGGACAAGGAAACCCGCAGUCCAACCUCCGGUGCUGUCCCCUCGAGGAGCAUAAAGAUCCUCAGGUGUUCCUGCAGCCGUCCUCGCAGGAGGUCAAAUUCAUGCUGGGCCCCACUCCAGCGCAGCGCCAUCUACUGGAGAGAGAGAGGGAGCGCGAGAGGGACAGGCACGGCCACAACCCCCACAGCCUUCAGCCAGUAGAGGGCGCCACGGGCUCAGAGACGGAGGGCGACGAGCCCUCCAUGCACCUGUGCAACUCUCACUCCUACCACCAUUUCCACCAUCACGCCCACCGGCACCCGGGCCACGAGCUGUCGGACAGCUGCCAGAGCAGCGAGCUCACGUACGAGAACAUCAACGGCCUGCGCGGCAGCAGGAAGCAGCGGCUGAGCCCCAGCAGCGUGUCGCAGUCGGUGGGCUCCAGCAGCAGCAGCAGCACCGGGGACAGCCACUCCCACUCCCUCCUGCACCCCCACGCCCACGGCCCCAUGGCGCUGCCCCCGCAGGGCUACGGCUGCGAGCGGGGCCUGGGCGGAGGCCACCGCCGGACAGCUCUGCUCAACUACGAGAACCUGCCCUCGCUGCCCCCGGUGUGGGAGUACAGCGCCAUCCAGCGGAACGACGAGCAGGAGGAGGAGGACGACGAGCAGGACGAGGACGAGUACGAGGAGGAGGAGGAAGACUUCGACGAGUACGAGUUCUCCGAGGGCCCGGGGACGCCCAACGGGUACCACCAGGACGGUCGCGGCAUCCACAGAGAUGCCCUGCAGAACUAUGUCAACACCGAGCAGGUCCAGCCGCCGCGGCUGCGACACGCCUGCCCGCCGCACCCACGGCCCUGCCAGCCCGACAGGGGGGGGCGCAUCUUUAGCUUUGAUUUCCGCAGGCGAUCGAGGCCUGGGGUCGGGGGGUUCGAGCACGGCCCCAUGCCUCCGUCGCGGCAGCUCAAUUACAUCCAGGUGGACCUAGAGGGAGAAGCUCCCUGCCAAGCCCUCGGCGGCGGGGGUGCCCAGACCCAGCCGCAGCACCAGCGCCUGCCACCCAAAAAAUGUGGCCCGCAGGCACCCCGGCGCAGCGAAUGCUACGCAGUCAUCGACCUGAAGAAGACCGCCGCCAUGUCCAACCUGCAGAAAGCUCUGCCCAGGGAUGAUGGCACUUCCAGAAAGACUCGCCACAAUAGCACAGACCUGCCUCUGUAGACGAUGUUUCACACUGAGGAGGACCGGCGACGACAGAUGGAGGCUUUCCCUCAUCUUAGCACACUGGACCCUUCACUGUCAUCCAUCCAUUCAACUGUCGGGCUGACUACAGUACAUACACAGUACAGGUAUCUAAUUAGAAAUCUACUGAAAAUAUCUGUGCAUAUAUGAGGAAACCAGAAAUCUCUGAGGAGAAUUUGCCAUUUUCUUCUGUGUUAUUUAUUAGAUAAUGUGGUGUGAAGAAAUCUGCAGUUUGUGCUGCAAAUAUGGUUUGUUGGAUAUAUGGAUAUUUAUAUGUAAACAUAAAAUCAUAUGUACCUGUGCGUAUGUAUGAUUUUAUGCCCAGCUAUGACGUAAAGCAGAGACCUCUGUUUCAGUGGAAGCACUCAUUGCCAUCGUCUGUUACCAAAAUUGAACUCGAACUCAUCUCCACCUACAAUCAAUAAUAUUCUUUUAGUUGUGCUACAUCUGUGUAGAUUUCCUUUACUCAGACACCACGAGAGUCAAAAAGGUGACCUCGUUAUUAAAGACCUAGAGAAGCAGGAAGGUUAAGGGUUCACGACAAUGUUCAUACCUCAUUACAAGCAUCGUGUUGUGGCUGGUAGACGAGACCCUUCUUUGUUUCUUUAAACCUACGGAGCAUUUUGCACACAAUCCUUUGGAAUUGUAUUUAGCGUGUUUUGAGACUAGCUUUGUCCGACUGAGGUAGGAAAGCGGCACCGUUUGAAGCGAACACGCGUCGGCAUGUGGAGAGCGAUGGUCACAGUAGCACACGCGGCUCCGGCCGCCUCCUGUCCACAUGAAGUAGCACCUCGCCUCCAGUCGCGUCGCGGCGCGUCGUCCCUGAUCUGCAGCAGCUCCACCUGAUCUUUGUCACAUUGCACUUUUGACCCCGGGCCGCUGAAACCCUCGAUCUCUCAGCUUCAGAUCGACGGGAGCCACAGGUUCCAUCGUGUCCUUUCACCAAAAGCAGGGGAGCAAAUACUUCAUGGUAGAUAGGGUUUCUUUAGAUGUUUAAAUGGAGGCGCCGUGACCUCAGAUAGUGGCAUUAAGCUAUAACCUCACAGACAGUGUGCUGGAUCUCUAAUUUGUCAGUUAUCAGGUGUGAAUGAACUUUAUAAAAAAGUAACUAAGUAUGUCGCAAAGUCCAACGGUAAAUAUUUUUGUGUGGCUCUUUUUGAAAUAUUUAUUUAUUUAUGUCAUUUUUUAUUUAUUCAUUUUUUUUCUUACUGUAAUAAUUUAAUUUUCCAUGUAAGGACCAGCGUUUUUGUACAUUCAGUCGAUAUUAUAGAGACCAAAGUUUCACCUCAAAUUCAUCACUGGACUCUGGUGUUUUGCUGUUAUAUCUGUGCUUAAUUCUAUUUUGACAAAAACAGAGACUGUAUUUAUAUUUUAAGUGCCAAAACUUAAUUGCAAACUGUAUGAAGAGUGAAAAAAUCAAACGUGCCAUUAGGAUUUGUAGAACGGAGACACACAAGGUCUGGAUACACACUUAGAACACAAAUGCAUGGAUCCAACUUCUUAAGCAUAUUAGAAUUUAAAAUAAUAAACGCACACACACACACACACACACACACACACACACACACACACACACACACACACAUGCACACACAUAUGCGCCACCUCAUCGACAUCAACUCAGCCGCUUUGGAGUGAGACCUAAAAAGGCAACAUUGUCGUCUGAUAAUCACAGCUGGGGUGGUUUUAUGCUGCUACGUGUACAUGCUGACAGUAGCUCACACACGCUACAGGUUCUUGUCAAAACGAAACCUUCUGUGAUGUCAGACCCUUUACCAUAUUUUAAUAGAAGUAGCAUUGUUGUGCUGUAACGUACGAUUUCAGAGAAUGUCUUUGGCCAAAUUUCAGUUAGAGAAGGAAAAGUAAGGGAAGCCCACGGAUGCUGUCAUGUUACGUUGACCUCUCAUUACUUUCUAUAUAUUUUCAUGUGACUGAGAAAGGCCAGACCUUCUAGAUUUCUACAUGUAUAAGCCUUAGAUGAAGUCAUUUUUUGUUUUCACGGAGCAGCCAGACGUGACCAUGGGACACAUACAAAGUCUCAGCUUCUGAUGUGGAGGAUGUUUGGCUUCUGUGUGACCCUUAAAAGUGUCAAAGCAGAUAAACUGAGAUGUAAAGUAAAUGUUCAUUCUUCAGAAUAAUUUGUGCAAAGAAGCAGCUUGUGUUUGUGAGGCACUUUUCAAACUGAGUCUAGUUUUAGAUAAGUCACACAUCUCAUCUUUACUUACGUAAAACACACUUACGUGUGACUGGAACACUGUUCAUCUGAUGUGAUGUGAAAAUAGAAGAAAUGGAUUGAAUCCAUUUGCUAAUUAACGUUUCCAACACAGGAGCCUUAAACAACCUGAAAUCAAAAACUGAUUGUUUUGUAUUUUUGCUGUGAAUCUUCAUCAAAUGUCUCUAAAAUUAGAAAACCAACCUUUAGCUCGUCCCAACGCUUCGGACGUCACGGACUGUACUCACACAGACAUUGUCACGACACAUCGGAGGGAUGUUUACAUUUUUGCAAUAAUCAGUGAAUUCUUGUUUUGUCGCUCUGCAGGUGUGAAAAUUUAACUAGUAGUCUAUAGAGCUGUGGGCUUAACGUAUUUAACCGCCUGUUCUUCUGUGAAUCAGCAGUCUUAUCAUUUCAGGUACUACGAUUCCCUUUCAACCUUCAUGGUGUGAUUGUAGCUAUGGAAAAAAAGAAAAAGUUGAUAUUUUCUUUCCUCGAUUGUCCGACUGUGUUAACUUAUCUCACAUUUCCAGUGCCAUACAGUAGUUGACCAUUGCCAGUACCGAAAUGAAAUUUAAUUGUGUUCAGAGUUUAUUUAAAGUUAUAAGUGCUGCAUUUAAAAAAAAAAAGAGAACUCCAUGUUUAAAUGUGUUGACUAUCUUUGUUAUAACGCAGUAACCUCACCACCACCCAAACAGUUCACAGUGACUGCAGCAUCAUUACAUACUCCUGAGCAGUAAUCUAAAUAAAUAGAUGUUAAAGAAUAGUUUUUCAGCACUAAAAUCCUCUCAUGUGAUCUCAUUGCACUUGAGUUCGAGCGAGACGCAACUGCCACCUCAUUACUCGUUGUGAUUGGCUUGGUGCUGAUGCUGAUGUCCAGCUUUUAAUUUCCAUGACCUUCAGUGUAUCUGCUCGAGGAGGGAUUCACGCAGGCGUCUGUGAAGCCGUUAGCGCUGCUCUCGAUCGGAUCCGCUGGUGCAAUCUGACGUCGGGUUGACAAGUCCUGGCACUAAGUCCACCCCCCCUCGAAAAACUGAAUUAAGGAACCGAUUGUUUAGCAAAAGGGCUUGCGCUGUGUUUACUGUACCAAUGUAAACGUGAGUCCAAGAAAUUUCUUACUGUGCCUUUCAUAUUCAGGCUAGAAAACAUCUUGACCACUGUUUCUGAAGGUGGCUGCUCUAAAGGGAAAUGUCACCACCUGCUAAAGUUAAAAGUUGUCUUUUAACAAAAAUGUGCCAACGUCUCAUUGUUUGAUGCCAAAACGAUUUAAAACAACAUCUGCUAAAGAAACGAUUUAUUGUUUUGGAAGAUUUUCUUGCUGUGAGUUAAAUGAGAAGAUGGGCCCACAGAACUAAAGCUUAGUGUGAUCUGCAGUAAAUUCAUGUCUUGUGUGUUCAAUACACGCAAUCAUCAACAAAAAUGAAAGUAGCAGUUUAAUAAAACCUGACUAAACAGGACAUCUGGUGUGUCACAUUCAGCAUAUGGAGAACGUCAACGUUUCCACCUAACAUCCAGCAAAAAUCCCCAAACCACGUUUCCCUCCUGUAAAUGAAAAAUGUAACGGAUCAGAAUUUGUGCGGUUUUGCGCGAGAUCGAAAAACCUGUUGAGAAGUUUGGGGUGUGCAGUGAAAUAGCCAAAAUUCAGUGUGACUGGACAGGUGUGGAACCAUGAGUCGUAUGUUCUGUAGCAUAUAAUGUUAAUUCUGUGUGUUUGUCAUUAUAAUGUGGCUAUGGUGCACUCCAUGACGAUCUGAUCUCUCAUCAGCUGCCAUUUCUUCUCAUAGUGCUGAAGAAUGUGGAAAUAAACCUCAUUUCACAUAUUUUGCUUUUUUGUGUACUUUUCUCUUCGACCACUUGAAACGUGUAAGAUACUGACGAAAACACGACCGAGACUAGAAGGUUCUAGUGAGAACAGACAGCGUAGUGCUACACGUCGCCAUCAUCUGGAGUGAACAUAUCAUCAGCCAUCAUGAUGCGAAUGACAUCGUGGAACAUAAACUUCCAGUUGACGCGACAGAUAAACACUGAAAGACUCAGACAACUGUAAAGUCUCUUCUUCUUGUGUAUUUUCUUACCCUGCAUUGUUUCUGUCUGCUUCGAGGGUCUGAGCUGUACUUUUCCUGUGACAGAUUUGUGCGUUUAAAUGCAGGUCGCUCUCGGCCUCAACUUUUUGUGACUAUUACACCGAUUUGUGAAUCGAAUGAGUGCCAAAUACGCUUGAGCAUGACACAAAUGGGGGCCUCCGGGACAUGCGGGACCUGCGGGGACCUGCGGGGACCUGCGAGGACCUGCGGGACCUCAUCCAGUGAGGUGCCAGUGACUCACUGCUGCUGUUGUGACGCGAAUGCGCAGCUGAAAGUUGAACUACGCUCAAUAGUUUUUCGCUGGAAGAGGGAAAACUGUUUCUGACUCAGUUUGGGAAACUUUCUCAAACAUCUGUUGUGUGUCUCUGUGUCCACCCAUGGAUUGUGACCGAGUAUGCAGUGAAGGUCUUAUUGUGCUGCCUUCAACAGAAACACUCGGGUCAUCCUCAUUCCACAGAGGGGCGGCGUGUGUCAUCUGACCUCCUCAUCGUCCUAAAAACAAAGCAAGCCUGACAUUUGGUGAAUUUUACCCUAAGUUUUAUCAAAUAUCGAGUGUGGAUUUGUCCAAAAUGUAAAAGUAAAUGUAAUUCUAAUAUUAAAAUGAAGCUAUAAAAAUACCACCUGCAUUAAA